This is a messenger RNA of Bubalus bubalis (water buffalo), 2639 nucleotides long. It is a transcript of the gene DYNC1LI1, whose product is annotated as dynein cytoplasmic 1 light intermediate chain 1. Gene Ontology annotation, cellular component: cytoplasmic dynein complex; centrosome. Gene Ontology annotation, biological process: microtubule cytoskeleton organization; microtubule-based movement. The transcript has 14 exons. The record is from RefSeq and is a predicted model, not a curated record. Bases 78 to 1802 code for a protein of 574 amino acids. Lineage: Eukaryota; Metazoa; Chordata; Mammalia; Artiodactyla; Bovidae. Gene Ontology annotation, molecular function: dynein heavy chain binding.
UUUUUUCUCUCAUAAAACCAACGGAGGAAGUUCUCCACUAAAAUAACGAAAGAAGACACAGGAAUGAGGCAAACAGAAUGCGCACAACAAUGGUGAAAGAAGAUUGCAGGAUGAUAGCUGUGUCUCAGGCCCCGCCCCGCUCCCGUGCGGCGAACGCUCCAUAUCCGGGUUCCCGCCGCCGCCGCCGCGCUCAUUCAGCUUUGCCGGGAGCGGUGCGAUUCCCUGCCAAGAUGGCGGCCGUGGGGCGAGUCGGCUCCUUCGGUUCCUGUCCGCCAGGAUUAACCGCGACUUACACAGGCGGCCCCCUAGCCAACGAGCUAGCGUCGGGCAACGGCGGCGCCGCGGCAGGCGACGACGAGGACGGACAGAACCUUUGGUCCUGCAUCCUCAGUGAGGUCUCCACCCGCUCGCGCUCCAAACUCCCCGCGGGGAAGAACGUGCUGCUGCUGGGUGAAGAUGGAGCUGGAAAAACAAGCUUAAUAAGAAAAAUUCAGGGAAUAGAGGAGUACAAGAAAGGAAGAGGAUUGGAAUAUCUGUACUUAAAUGUUCAUGAUGAAGACAGGGACGAUCAAACAAGAUGUAAUGUAUGGAUCUUGGAUGGAGACCCAUAUCACAAAGGCCUCCUUAAAUUUUCACUGGAUGCCAUUUCUCUGAAGGACACUCUGGUUAUGCUGGUUGUUGACAUGUCAAAGCCUUGGACUGCUUUGGAUUCUUUACAGAAAUGGGCAAGUGUUGUUAGAGAACAUAUUGACAAAUUGAAAAUUCCUCCUGAAGAAAUGAAAGAAAUGGAACAAAAGUUGGUGAGAGAUUUUCAAGAAUAUGUUGAACCAGGAGAAGAUUUCCCAGCUUCCCCUCAGAGAAGAAGUACCGCGUCACAGGAGGACAGGGAUGACAGCGUGCUCUUGCCUCUGGGUGCGGACACGCUCACACAGAACCUGGGCGUUCCGGUGCUAGUGGUGUGCACAAAGUGUGAUGCCAUUAGUGUGUUGGAGAAAGAACAUGACUACAGAGAUGAGCAUUUUGAUUUUAUUCAGUCACAUAUCCGGAAGUUUUGUUUACAGUAUGGUGCAGCACUUAUAUACACUUCAGUAAAAGAAAAUAAAAAUAUAGAUUUAGUAUAUAAGUACAUCGUCCAGAAACUCUAUGGAUUUCCUUAUAAGAUUCCUGCUGUUGUUGUGGAAAAAGAUGCAGUAUUUAUUCCAGCAGGGUGGGAUAAUGAUAAGAAAAUAGGAAUAUUACAUGAAAACUUUCAAACGUUAAAAGCAGAAGAUAAUUUUGAAGACAUCAUAACUAAACCACCUGUCCGAAAGUUUGUGCAUGAGAAGGAAAUUAUGGCAGAAGAUGACCAAGUGUUUCUUAUGAAGCUACAGUCCCUUUUAGCAAAGCAACCACCAACUGCAGCUGGAAGGCCUGUGGACGCCUCACCAAGAGUCCCAGGAGGCUCCCCUCGAACACCAAACAGAUCUGUGUCAUCCAAUGUUGCUAGCGUGUCACCCAUCCCUGCUGGGUCAAAAAAGAUUGAUCCAAACAUGAAAGCUGGAGCUACAAGUGAAGGUGUCCUGGCAAAUUUCUUUAACAGUUUGCUGAGUAAGAAGACUGGCUCCCCAGGAGGCCCUGGUGUUGGAGGUGGCCCUGGAGGUGGGGCUGCGGGCGGAGGCGGCGGUUUACCAUCGUCUGCCAAAAAGUCAGGCCAGAAGCCCGUCCUGUCAGACGUCCAUGCGGAGCUGGACAGAAUCGCACGGAAACCAGUGACGGUCUCCACUACCACACCUACAUCUCCUGCGGAAGGAGAAGCUUCUUGAAGAUGCCAAAUAAAGCCAUUUAUUCACUUUCUGGGAUAAUGUAAACUUGCCUCUGCCUUCUCCUUCAGAAGUGGGAUUAGGGAGCUGGAGUGCUUUUUCAGAUGGACUAAAUUUAUGUCCUUUUUUUGUGUGUGUGGUUGCCCAUUUUUUAAUAAAAGGGAACUAUACAGAAAAAAUUAUUCUACACUAUGUAGGAUUGCUGUUUGCAUCGCCACUUUGCAUAAGAAAGUAAUUUUGGAUUUUGAAAAACUCAAAUUUAUAGAUGUGAAAUACAGCCAUGGAAUCAUAUUCUGAAGGCUACUUAAAACAUCUAGGAGGGUUUGGGAAGGGCAGAAAAAUAAUACGCUUUGGGCAUUUGACUGACUUGGAAGUCCAAGCUUAUUUUAGUUAAGACUGUUAAGAAAUCUUUUAAAGAAUUAUGUAGUAGUUUUGCUGGAAAAGGAUGAUCAGUUGUCAGAUUUUCCACCCCACCGUAACUAUACCACCACACAUGGAAUGUGCUGAGAAUCCUGUCAGGUAGCAUUGGAUACACUAGUCACUGUCUUAAUCCAUGGUCCUAUAAGUUAUCAAAAUGUGAUUUAGAAACUUUGGUCAAGAUUUGUUUCUUUAACUGAGAAGAAAAAGAAAGCACACUGCCUGAAUGGAUAAAAGAAUAAUGCAGAGGUUAAAAUGUAAAGAGGUAUAACAGUCUGGAUUUGUCUAUAUCUAUAUAUAUAUAUAUAUUUACCUAUAUAUAUAUAUAUAUAUAUGACUCUGCCUUAAUAUACCCCUUUUUUGUUUGUGACUUUCAACUGUAAUCAGUUAAUAAAGUAUUUAUUCUCUGCAUUCAGGUUCAAA